CAGGCACCCGCAUCCAGUGCAGCCCCAGCUCAGGCUCACUUGGCUGGAGACAUCUGCUACUAGAAGAUGUUCUCUUGCUGCCGGCCCACGUCUGGGGGCUCUGGCUCCCAGGAACCCCAGGGGUGCGGCUUGUUCCUAUGCUGUAGGCAGUGGCUCCAGCAUAGGUACCAAGGUGUCAGGGCGGUGAUCAGGAGGCGCCGUCAGGGUGCAGGGGCCGCGGCCGGGAAGGGGCAUCAGAUCGUCCUGACCAAGCUCACCCGGACGGAGCUGCUGGAGUACAAAGUCCGACAACUGCUGCUCGCCUUGCAGCGCAGGGACGUCAUCUACAUCUUCAGCUUUUUAGAGGAUUAUCGUACAUUCGCCACCACGGACGAGGUGCUGGACCUGCUGUUCACCGAGUAUGGGUGCAUCGCAGAUGCGUGGGGUAACAACGAUGUGGUCCUGCAGUGCUGGAAACUGGCCAUGUCCUUCAUGAUGGAAAUAUGGCUGAAUUAUUAUGGGGACGACUUUCAUCAGUUCCCAGAAUUUCCCUCCCUUAUAAAACUCCUGGAAUUGUUAAGACAGCACAUGCCAGGCACAGAUGCGCAUCUCCGGGCCCUGCGUCACCUGAGGCAAUUCAGACGCCUCCAUGCAGGAGCGAGAGGCUGGGCUCCGACCGUGGGGCCUGCUGCCCCGUGGGGCCUGGCUGCUGGGGCUGAGGGCUUGGCCUGCGAUGAGCCGCCUGCUGGGGAGGCAAAGCCCCUGCAGAUAGUGGUCACUGCUGCCCUGCAGGAGCCCCCUGCACCCCUGGGAGCCCUGGAAGAGGAGCAGGCACCACCCCCUGCUCUCGAGGUCGUGGAUGUGCCCCAGCCACCUCCUAACUGA
Molecule: messenger RNA, 864 nt
Organism: Canis lupus familiaris (dog)
Lineage: Eukaryota; Metazoa; Chordata; Mammalia; Carnivora; Canidae
Product: ral guanine nucleotide dissociation stimulator-like
Exons: 5
Coding region: 67-864 (265 amino acids)
Source: RefSeq, a predicted model, not a curated record